Molecule: messenger RNA, 1224 nt
Organism: Xylaria bambusicola
Lineage: Eukaryota; Fungi; Ascomycota; Sordariomycetes; Xylariales; Xylariaceae
Product: DNA-directed RNA polymerase
Exons: 4
Coding region: 576-1049 (157 amino acids)
Biological process (GO): DNA-templated transcription
Cellular component (GO): RNA polymerase I complex; RNA polymerase III complex
Molecular function (GO): DNA binding; protein dimerization activity; DNA-directed RNA polymerase activity
Source: RefSeq, a predicted model, not a curated record
CUUUGAACCAACAAGUGGUGGGCAUCUUUCAGCGAGACAUUUCAUCAGGUUCUGAUCAGGGUUCGCCAUCAACGUAAAUCAUCGUCAAACCUUUCCCAGCUCUAUCAAAAAUAUGCACUCUUCCAUCGUACUUAACGUAGUAGGUAAAGAUCUGAUCUCCCUUACUGAGUGGCAAUUGCGAAGUUACACAACGUUGCUCAAGCUACAGCUUUUUUAUAAUUCAUAUUAAUUGAACAAUCGGAGAUGAGAAAUUGAUCAGUGAAGGUCAUUCUGUCGAGAUGCACAGCAUAUGUACCUCACGUUGCAUGUGAAUGCGACGAUUUGGGGGAGGAAUCGCCAGUUGUGUGGCAGCUGGCUGGCCAUGAGGCUGGCUUGAUUCUGUAUAGGUACUCAGGUACCACGUACAUAGAAAGCGCCUUAUCACAUGCGGACCCAGAAAAAUUCGUCGUAGAUUUUAUCGAGCCGUAGCUUGCCUUACCAUCAGCCCCGCCGCCUAAAAGUAUAUCAACAACUUCGGUCAAUAACCAAUAUAUCUCUUUUACAAUCUCAGACAAAGGGUAGGAAGGAAAGAGGAAAUGCCGGCAAGAACGAAAGCUCACGCCCCCAGCGCAGAGGAUGCUCAUAUGGAGGAUGCUACUCCCACAUCGGCACAGGUCACAAACAGCCAAGAAGACGGCGACCCCAUGGAGGAAGAUGAGGAUAAUGAGCUUGGCGAGGAAGAGGAGGCUGAAGAGCCUCAGAGAGUCCGCAUUCUGCCCGGAUCUACAAGCACAGCAGCAUCCUUUGAGUUCCUUAAGGAGGGCCAUACUCUGGGUAAUGCCCUUCGAUUCAUCAUCAUGAAGAACCCCGAUGUCGAAUUUUGCGCUUAUGCUAUCCCCCAUCCAUCAGAGGAGAAGAUGAAUCUAAGAAUUCAAACUUAUGAUACAACAACAGCCACUGCAGCAUUAGAAAAGGGGCUGCAAGAUUUAGAGGAUUUGUGUGAUGUGGUCUCCGAAGAAUUUUGGGCACAAAGAGAGAAGUUUAUGGCAACAAAGUCCCGAUCGGCUUGAUCCGGCAUAAUUGCUUUAGGCUUUCACAACAGGCUCGGUACGAGAGAUAGAAAAUUCGUUAUAGGUAUAGCAUAGUGCGGCGUUUGGCGUAAAACCACGUCUAUAGAGGCAUUCGGGCUUCUUGAUGUUUCAUGUACAAUAUAUGGACUUCUGAUACCCAAUUCUAAUUGCGCCC